Molecule: messenger RNA, 465 nt
Organism: Schistosoma turkestanicum
Lineage: Eukaryota; Metazoa; Platyhelminthes; Trematoda; Strigeidida; Schistosomatidae
Source: the annotation of a GenBank genome assembly
AUGACGUGUGUUUUUAAGGAAAAUGAAUAUUAUGUGAUUGGAGCAACCGGUAGUACAGGAAAAGGUUACGUUCUUGAGGGGGAUGAAGUUCUGUAUUUUAUGAAGAAAUUUGAUGUUGGAUAUGUUCCUCUUAGGUUAGCCAGAUCGAAACAACUGUUAAAUGUAAUUGAUCGUAAUUUCAGUACACUUGCAUUUUGCCGUCGUUGGUUAGAUCGUCUAGGUGAGACAAAAUAUCUGAUGGCCCUCAAAAAUCUAUGUGACGUGGGAAUAGUAGAUCCAUAUCCCACAAUGUGCGAUCAACGUGGUUGCUAUACUGCUCACUGGCAGCAUACCGUUCUACUAAGACCAACAUGUAAAGAAGUUGUAUCUCGUGGGGAGGAUUACUGAGUAGCUUCGGAGUUUCCAAUUCAGGGUUCACUAUAGACGUUAUAAAUUUUGUUAUUUCACUGAGAUUUAUUUUCAUUC